Molecule: messenger RNA, 2018 nt
Organism: Brachypodium distachyon (stiff brome)
Lineage: Eukaryota; Viridiplantae; Streptophyta; Magnoliopsida; Poales; Poaceae
Product: probable serine protease EDA2
Exons: 14
Coding region: 202-1713 (503 amino acids)
Biological process (GO): proteolysis
Cellular component (GO): vacuole
Molecular function (GO): dipeptidyl-peptidase activity; serine-type exopeptidase activity
Source: RefSeq, a predicted model, not a curated record
CCAACAAAAUAGUCCAAGAAGCAGGCUCCAACAGAAAGCCCAGUGGACGCAAGGCGAUCUUGCGCCCAAGAAAAACCGCACCUACUUCUUCAGUUUCCGUCUCUGGAAAGAAACGUGCUCCUGUGCUCGGGGACACAGAUUCGCUUCGCUUCGCAACUUCGCAUCCAACCGCGCCCCGCUUCAGCUCACCGGCGUCCGGCGAUGACGGGGUCUCGUGCCGCCACUGCCUGCGUUCCCUUCUUGCUCCUGUUCCUCCUCCUCGCGCGCGGCGCCGAGGCUGUCGGGCUCUGGCGACCGCCGCCGGCGGGGGGCUCGCUCUUCGGCGCCGCCCCAGGCAGGUACCUGACGCAGGAGGAGCACUGGAUGAGCCAAACCCUCGACCACUUCUCCCCCACCGAUCAUCGGCAAUUCAAGCAGCGGUACUACGAAUUUCUUGAUUACCAUCGUGUUCCGAAUGGGCCAGUCUUCUUAAAUAUAUGCGGAGAAUCUUCAUGCAAUGGAAUUUCUAACAGCUACUUAGCUGUGAUAGCCAAGAAGUUUGGUGCUGCUUUGGUUUCUCCUGAGCAUCGAUACUAUGGAAAGAGUUCCCCUUUUAAGAGUUUGACGACAGAAAAUCUAAGGUUCUUGUCAUCAAAGCAGGCCUUGUUUGAUCUGGCUGUUUUCCGCCAGUAUUAUCAGGAAACUUUAAAUGCCAAGUACAACCGUUCGGGAGCAGACAAUUCUUGGUUUGUGUUUGGAGGGUCAUACUCUGGAGCACUCAGUGCAUGGUUCAGAUUGAAAUUUCCUCACUUGACAUGUGGAAGUCAUGCAAGUUCAGGAGUUGUUCUUGCUGUUUACAACUUUACUGACUUCGACAAACAGAUUGGGGAGUCAGCUGGUCCAGAAUGCAAAGAAGCACUUCAAGAAACAACAAAACUUGUUGAUGGACAACUUCAGUCUGGCCGCAACUCAGUUAAACAACUGUUUGGAGCAAGAAUGUUACAAAAUGAUGGUGACUUCCUUUACUUACUGGCAGACGCUGCAGCUAUUGCGUUCCAAUACGGUAAUCCUGAUAUUCUGUGCUCCCCGCUAGUUGAAGCAAAGAAGAACGGUACAGAUUUGGUGGAAGCAUUUGCUCAUUACGUGAACAAGUAUUAUGUUGGAACAUUUGGGGCAUCAGUUGCAUCAUAUGAUCAACAGUAUUUGAAGAACACAACUCCGGCUGAAUCUUCAUAUAGAUUGUGGUGGUACCAAGUUUGCAGUGAGGUCUCAUAUUUCCAAGUGGCACCAAAAAAUGACAGUGUCCGUUCUGCAAAGAUUGAUACAAGGUAUCAUUUGGACUUGUGCAAAAAUGUUUUUGGGGAAGGAGUUUAUCCUGAUGUGUCCAUGACAAACUUAUACUAUGGAGGCACAAGAAUUGCAGGUUCUAAAAUUGUUUUUGCAAAUGGCUCUCAAGACCCAUGGCGCCACGCAUCUAAGCAGAAAUCGUCGAAAGAAAUGCCAUCAUACUUAAUCGAGUGCAGCAAUUGCGGACAUUGCAGUGAUCUCUCUGGAUGCCCUCAAGCACCUUCAAAUAUUGAAGGUGAUUCAUCCAAAUGCUCAUCUCCAGAAGCUGUGAACAAAGUAAGAAAGCAGAUCGUCGAUAACAUUGACUUGUGGUUAUCAGAAUGCCAAGAUCAAGGGCACGACAAAGGGCCUUCGAUGCGGACUAGAUGGAGCAUUGCUAGUUACUGAUCAAAGUUAACAAGCUAAUAUCGCUGUUAUUUACGCAAUAAGACAGACAGAAGAGUGUUCCAUGUCUGCAGCAUCACGGUCUUCGAUACUCUCCUGCUGACCACUGGCGGGAUCAACUAUGUCACCGUCGCCUCAAAAUCUAGGGGAUACUUGCGGAGUUCAGACCUGAGACUUGAGUCUGUCUGACACGGAAAAAAAUCAUUAUAUGUAAAAAUUGUAACCGAACUGUGCACCAGCCGAACUGAGACAUUUGACGAUACACAUGUAUCUAUGACUGAGAUACAAGAAGAUAUCCAUUACUCCCA